This is a messenger RNA of Salvelinus sp. IW2-2015, 3918 nucleotides long. Its product is annotated as protein unc-45 homolog B-like. The record is from RefSeq and is a predicted model, not a curated record. Gene Ontology annotation, molecular function: Hsp90 protein binding. NCBI's taxonomy places the organism in Eukaryota, Metazoa, Chordata, Actinopteri, Salmoniformes, Salmonidae. Gene Ontology annotation, cellular component: cytoplasm.
CGAAGCUCAACACUAGACACUCAAGUGAAAAUAAAAGGAGAAGAGAAGAAUACACAAUCCUGAAAGAUGGGAGAGAUGGUAGAUCCAAUUCAGUUAAAAGAUGAGGGAAACAAGCAUUUCCAAGCCGGUGAGGUGGACAAGGCCAUUGAGUGCUACACAAAAGCCAUCAAGUUGUGCAAAGACAAAAAGGUGCUUGCUGUCAUUUACAGGAACAGAUCAGCCUGCUUCCUGAAAAAGGAAAGCUACACCAAUGCAGCCUCUGAUGCCUCCAAAGCCAUUGACGUGGAUGCAACAGACGURAAAGCCCUGUUCCGGCGGUGCCAGGCUCUGGAGAAGCUGGGCAAGCUGGACAUGGCCUUCAAAGACGUCCAGAGGUGUUCCACCAUCGAGCCCAAAAACAAGACCUUCCUGGAGACCCUCAGGAGGCUGGGGGCUGAAAUCCAAGCCAAGCUGAAGACAACCUUCUCCACAGACUCACGGGUUCAGAACAUGUUUGACAUUCUGCUUGAUGAGGAGAUGGACAAGGACAAGAAGGAAAAGGCUGCUAACAACCUGGUGGUUCUGGCCAGAGAAGAUGCUGGCGCAGAGAGAAUCUUCCAGAACAACGGAGUGCCUCUGCUGCUGGAUAUGCUUGAGACCGGAAAAGAAGAGAUGGUCCUGGCCGCUAUCCGCACCUUCGCGGGAAUGUGCACUGGACACAAAGCACGGACCAUGGCCAUUAUCCACCUGGUGGGCAUAGACAAGCUGUGCAGCAUCAUGGCUGUCGACAAUGAGGACAUCGCCUUGGCAACUUCCGACCUGUUCCAGUGCAUCAACGACUCCCUUACCGGAGGAGACCGGAGGAUUUAUGGGAAGGAGGAAGCCCUGGUUUUGGAUGCAAGCAAAGACUUGAAGAGCAUCCUGAUGGCCCUGCUGGAGAUGGUUGCCAGUAAGAAGGUUUCAGGACACGGCAGAGACCAGGCCCUGAACCUGCUGUGCAGGAACGUGCCUCGRAAGGACAAGAAAGACCAUGACCACUCCAAGAGCCUCUUCACCAUCGACCAUGGUCUGAAGAAGAUCCUGAAGGUGUGUGGCCAGAUACCUGACCUCCCAGACCAGCUGCCCAUGACGGAGAACACUCAGCUCAUCGCCAGCGUGUUGCUUGACAAGCUCUGGGACGACCUCCGCUGUGACCCCGAGAGAGACCARUACAGGGAAGUCUGUGACGAGUACAUCAAAGGCAAGUUUGACCCCAACGACAUGGACAGGAACAUCCACGCCAUCAACGCUCUGUCAGGCCUGCUGCAGGGGCCAUUUGAGGUGGGCAACCAGCUGGUGGGUCGCCAGGGCAUUAUGGAGAUGAUGGUGGCGCUGUGCGGCUCUGAGCGUGAGGUGGACCAGAUGGUCGCCGUGGAAGCGCUGAUCCACUCCUCAACGAAGAUGAGCCGCGCCUCCUUCAUUAUCACCAACGGCGUGUCGCUGCUCAAAGACAUCUACAAGAAGACCAAGAACGAGAAGAUCAAGAUCCGUGCGCUGGUGGGUCUGUGUAAGCUGGGCUCAGCAGGUGGAGAUGACUAUAGUAUGAGGCAGUUUGCUGAGGGCUCCACUGAGAAACUGGCCAAGCAAUGCAGGAAGUGGUUGUGUAACUCUGCCAUGGACACAAAGACCAGGAAGUGGGCUAUAGAAGGUCUGGCCUACCUGACCCAAGACGCUGAUGUAAAGGAUGACUUUGUUGAGGACGAGCCUGCCAUGAAAGCCAUGUUUGAACUGGCCACGUCUAAAGAUAAGACCAUCCUGUAUGCUGUGGCKUGUACCCUGGUCAACUGCACCAACAGCUAUGAGAAGAAAGACAUCAUGCCUGAGCUGGUUCAGCUGGCCAAGUUCUCCAAGCAGCAUGUCCCUGAGCAGCACCCCAAGGACAAGAAGGAUUUCAUUCAGAAGAGAGUGAAGAGGAUGCUAAAGGGAGGGGUCAUCUCAGCUCUCACUGUCAUGGUGAAAGCUGACAACCUUCUCCUGACUGACCAAACCAAAGAGAUGCUGGCAAGAGUGUUCCUUGCCUUGGCAGAUGAUGCCAAAGACCGUGGCACGAUUUGCGCCCAUGGAGGGGGCAAGGCUCUGAUCCCAUUGGCUCUGGAGGGAUCAGCUAUAGGGAAAAUAAGGGCCUCCCACGCCCUGGCCAAGAUUGCUGCUGUGUCCAACCCAGAGAUUGCCUUCCCAGGAGAGAGGAUCUAUGAGGUGGUGCGUCCUCUGGUCAGCCUGUUGCACCCUGAGAGAGACGGGGUGCAGAACUACGAGGCACUUCUGAGUCUCACCAACUUGGCUGCACUUCUGAGUCUCACCAACUUGGCUGGUCUCAACGACAAACUGAGAGUGAAGAUCCUGAAAGAGAAGGCUCUCCCUGAGAUUGAGCAGUACAUGUUUGAAGACCAUGAUCAUAUCAGACAGGCAGCCACAGAGUGCAUGUGCAACCUGGUGACGUGCAAAGAGGUGCAGGAUCGGUACCUGGAGGAUGGGAAUGAUAGGCUGAAGCUGCUGGUGCUGAUGUGUGCUGAGGACGAUGAAAAGCUCCAGAGAGCUGCAGCCGGAGCACUGGCCAUGCUCACUGCCGCCCAGAAGAAACUGUGCACCAAGAUGACCCUGGUGACUUUGCAGUGGAUGGAGAUCCUUCAGAGGCUCAUUCUCCAUGACCAGCCCCAGAUCCAGCACAGAGGCKUGGUGAUUGUGUACAACAUACUGAACUCGGACGACAACGAGCUAGCCAAGAAGCUGAUCGAGAGCGAGAUCCUGGAGAUCCUGACAGUGAUUGGCAAAGCAAUGGACAACCCCAAGAGGCAGCUUGUGAUCGAUGUGGCACGCACCUGCCUGGUCAAGGCCAUGGACCUUGGCCUCAUCAAGCCAUUCACAACCCCUUCUUAAAGCAGUGUUUCUUAAGCUUUUUAUAGUACUACGGACUGGCUUGCAAUGGACCUACUCCCUUAAAGGCGCAACCCAAUCAACCAGAAACAAAUCACACAGAAAUAAGAACAUGUUUGACAGUUCCAUUUUAGUCCAAUGAGUGUGUAUAUUUGGUGGGUACACUUGCAAACGCCCAUACCCCUCACUGCCCACAGUCCUCCCAAAGUGUCAGGCCGACACUUGUUACAGUACAUUGGACUUACAGUUUGUGCCUUUUAAUGAAAACUGCAACGUGUGAGCUAAUUACAGUCUGCCUAACUUGCUGAUCAGAUACACCCCAUAGAUUGAGGUCCAGAGACUGAAGAUUGAGAAACUCUGUGUUGAGUGUAGGCCUAUGGACAGGGAGGCCAGGAGAUGGGACUGAUGGUGCACCUGAACAGCCACCUAUCAUGAAAUCAGAGACAGUACAAAUUAAUCUCUUGAGAAUUUUUAUUUUGAAUUUUCAGAAAGAAAACACCACGUGAACGUUUAACAAUUUAUUAGAAAAUAAUACAAUGCCUGUCUUGGCAUUAGAGCUCUGUCCUGCAGAGUAGCUCACUGCCAGAGCCAAGCGUCAUAUGAAUGUUAAAGUAGAACUAUAGGCAGUGAGCACGAUAUGCUAUAUCAAAUCCCCCCCCGACGGAAGAAACACAGAACCCACAGGUGGAGGCUGGGGUGGUGGUGGUGGGAUAUCAGAAACAGCAAGCAUAGCGAGUAACAGCUAGUUACAUCAGCGCAUGAGAGCGUGUGACAUCCAGCAUUGGGGAAGCAUGUGCAGAACUGGUCGACUUCAAUAGACCGCAUGUAAUUAAUGGGAAUCCAAUUGGUGCAAUAUCCGCUGAUGCGAUCAGCUGAAGCCACCACACUCAUGUUUCCCUUCUGAACGGCUACACUUUAUCUAGAUCUUUUUGUAAGUUAAGUAGAGUUUAUUUGUGUGGAUGAGAGGUGUUUGUUUAAUGUUAUUUGUAUUUUACACUUAUUAAGGAUAAAGAUGAGAAUUUUGAC